Molecule: messenger RNA, 4964 nt
Organism: Osmerus eperlanus (European smelt)
Lineage: Eukaryota; Metazoa; Chordata; Actinopteri; Osmeriformes; Osmeridae
Gene: duox
Product: dual oxidase
Exons: 34
Coding region: 176-4780 (1534 amino acids)
Biological process (GO): defense response; superoxide anion generation; response to oxidative stress
Cellular component (GO): NADPH oxidase complex; plasma membrane
Molecular function (GO): heme binding; superoxide-generating NAD(P)H oxidase activity; peroxidase activity
Source: RefSeq, a predicted model, not a curated record
GGGACAUAUCUCAGUUUGUGGCAGGCACGAGAUCAUCCUCUAGCUAUUGUAUUACUCUGAUUUAUUUGUCUUGGACAUCUGUUCGCUGAAUACAUUUCAUCCUCAUAAUUGGAACUCCUCCUCGACUACUCUUGACUGAGCGGGAGACUUGGCAGCUCAACCAUCUCUCGCACCAAUGGAUUUACGUACAUGGAUCUGGAGUAUCCUAAAACUGGUAGUGUUAGCGGCUAUUGUUGAAGAUUCCCACUCCAAAGUUACCUGGGAAGUUCAACGGCACGACGGUUGGUAUAACAAUGUGGCAUAUCACAGUCGAGGAGCUGUUGGUUCUCAUCUUGUGCGUCUCCUGCCCGCGCGCUAUUCUGACGGCGUUUAUCAGCCUGUUAAACAGUUGCCCAAUGCACGCAGUCUGAGCAAUGUGAUCUCGAACGGUCCAUCAAGCCUACCGUCAAAACACAACCGAACUGUCCUCUCCGUGUUUUUUGGCUACCAUGUUUUGUUUGAAGUCCUUGACUCAAGACAACCUGGCUGCCCGCCUGAGUUUAUGAACAUCCCAGUUCCAAAAGGAGAUAGUGUCUUUGAUCCUACCGGCACUGGUGAAGUUAAUCUCCCAUUCCAGCGAGGUGUCUGGGACAAAGACUCCAGCCAGAGUCCUAACAACCCCCGCACACAGGUGAACCUAGUGACAGCAUGGAUAGAUGGCAGCUCCAUCUACGGACCGUCCAGUUCGUGGUCAGACACCUUGAGGACGUUCAAAGGUGGCCUGUUAGUGUCUGGGUCUGAGGGCAACAUGCCCAAACGGGGUGGGCCGCAUCUCCUCAUGUGGAGUGCUGCAGACCCUUCAACAGGAGAACACGACCCACACGGGCUCUAUGAGUUGGGAAAUGCCUGGGCCAACGAGAAUCUGUUCACAGUGGCCGAGGGGAUUAUCUGGUUUCGCUUCCACAAUCACCUGGCUUCCAAACUGUAUGAGGACAACCCUGAGUGGUCAGAUGAAGACCUGUUUCAAAAUGCCAGAAAAACUGUUGUGGCAACGUUCCAGAAUAUUGCCCUUUAUGAAUGGCUACCUGGAUACCUGGGAAACAAGACACUACCUUCAUAUCCAGGCUACCAGAAGUUUGUAGACCCGGGAAUCUCCCCUGAGUUCCAGGCUGCUGCCAGCUUUGCCUCCACUAUGGUGCCCCCUGGUGUCUACAUGAGAAACAGAACCUGCCACUUUCGCGAAUUCAACGACGACGGGAUAACAUCCCCAGCUCUGCGUAUGUGCAACAGUUUUUGGAAGCGUCAGAGCCCCAACUUGGAGUCGGGCCAGGACGUGGAUGACCUCAUCAUGGGCAUGGCAUCCCAGAUUGCAGAGAGAGAAGACAACAUCAUUGUGGAGGACUUAAGGGACUACAUGUAUGGCCCUCUGAGGUUCUCACGCUCAGACCUAGUGGCUCUGACCGUCCAGAGAGGCAGAGACCAUGGCCUCCCGACUUACACCCAGGUCAGAGAGGCCUUGGGCCUUGAUCCGGUGCUGGCCUGGGCAGACAUUAACCCAGAGCUCAACAGAACACAUCCUCAGUUGUUCAAAGAUCUGGCAGACCUUUAUGGGGAGGACAUUUCUAAACUAGAGUUGUUCCCCGGCGGUCUCCUGGAGUCUGUUGAUGGUCCAGGUCAAGUUUUCACCUCCAUCAUCUUGGACCAGUUUGAGAGAAUCAGAAAUGGUGAUCGAUUCUGGUUCGAGAACAGGCAGAAUGGCUUGUUCAAUGAUACGGCUAUCCAGGACAUUCGGAAGACCAAAUUUCAUGAUGUCCUAUCAGUCACCAUCGCAGAAUUUGGGGGCGUGCAGGAGAAUGUGUUCUUCUGGAAGGAUGGUAACCCCUGUCCCCAACCAGCACAAGUCAAUGCCUCUAUCCUCCACCCCUGCAUCAAUGUUACCACGCUCAACUACUUUGAUGGACACAAAGUGGGCUUUGGUGUCACCAUUGUUGCAUUAUUUCUUUUCCCUGUUGUGAGCUUUCUAAUGGCUAAUGCAGUGGCCGGUUUCCGCAAUAACAAAUUUAAGAAGUUCCAGAGGAGAGGCAGGGCUGCUGACAGCGCUGAGGAGCCCGCUGUAGGACUCACGGCGUGUGAGUGGCAGGGACCAAAGAUGCCUCUGCGCCCAGUUAGUGUGCACGUGGACGACAGGAAGAGGCUGCAGAUGUUUGACGGCGACGGGCCUGCCCUUCGCUGUCUCAGUCUUGGAGCACAGACCAGCCUGGACGUCCUUCUGGCCAACGAUCGAUCCUGCAGGGCUCUGCUCCUCAAAGUCCCCAAGGAAUACGAUCUGGUGUUGUUUUUUGACGAUGAGUUCAAGCGGGCAGAGUUUGUUAAUCACCUGCGCUCUGAGGGGACUAACAGUGACAGACAGAUGACAGUGACAGAGACAAGUGAGAAGGAGCUUCUCAGAGAGGCCGUAACCAAAGAGCAGAGAGCUCAAAUAGUGGAGACCUUCAUCCGACAUGCCUUUGCCAAGGUCCUGGAGAUUGACAGGUGUGAUGCUGGUGAUGUGAGAGGGACGUCCAGUAGAAAGACCAGGGAGGCCCUGCAGUGCGAACUGGCAGGAACUGAGUUUGCAGACACCCUCGGACUCAAACACGAUUCACUCUUUGUGGACUCCAUGUUCACGCUGGCCGACAAAGAUGGCAAUGGCUACCUUUCUUUCCAAGAGUUCUUCGAUGUCAUUGUCAUAUUCAUGAAAGGUUCCCCAGAGGAAAAAUCCAAACUGAUGUUCUCAAUGCAUGACAUUGACGGCAACGGCUUCUUGUCUAAAGAGGCAUUUUCCAGACUACUCAGGUCCUUCAUCGAGAUAUCAAGCGGUGCCCUUAGCAAGAGCCAGGCAGAGGAAGCUAUCAAGGCCAUGCUGGAGGCUGCAGGCUUCAACAAUAAGGAGCGCAUCACCUGGGAAGACUUUCACUUCCUGCUGAGGGACCACGAGAAAGAGCUGCAGUUUGCUCAGCUCAACAUCAAAGGUAUGGAGAUGCAGAAGAAGAAAAAGAUGAGUCGGGACCAGCGGGUGUCCUUUAUCGUCCCUGCGAAAGCCAGUCCAUCUGAAGGGGAUCAGCAGUUGGGAGACAGCAGCAUGGAGAAAGAGGGAUCGGAGCUUCGCAAACGACAUGGGAAAAUGCCAAGCAACCAUCACCCGAAGGUCUAUGUUAAACCCAAGAGGGACAAAUACAACAGGAAUCCAAUUCAAAAUAAAAUCCAGCAGUUCAAGCGUUUUGUUGAGAACUACCGUCGCCAUAUUGUUUGCUCCACUAUCGUCUAUGGCAUCACUGCUGGGCUGGCUCUGGAGAGAUGCUAUUACUAUGGUUUUCAGGCCAACUCGUCCGGGUUCCCAGAGACCUCGGUGGUGGGCAUCAUCGUGUCCCGAGGUUCUGCCGCCGCCAUCUCCUUCCUCUUCCCCUACAUGCUGCUGACUGUGUGCAGGAACCUCAUCACCAUGUUCCGAGAGACUUUCCUCAACCGUUACAUCCCCUUCGACGCCGCCAUCGAUUUCCACCGCUUCAUGGCCAUGGCGGCCAUCGUCCUCACGGUUGCUCACAGUCUGGGUCAUGUGGUCAAUGUCUACAUCUUCUCUAUCAGUGAACUCAGCAUCUUGGCCUGUCUUUUCCCCAAGAUCCUGUCUAACAACGGGUCUGAACUUCCUAUGCCGUGGACAUGGUGGUUCUUUCAGACUGUCCCAGGCCUCACAGGCAUUCUGCUUCUCUUCAUCUUUGCCUUCAUGUACGUGUUCGCCUCCUUCUACUUCCGACGAAUCAGCUUCCAGGGAUUCUGGCUUACACACAACCUCUACGUGCUUGUGUACAUUCUGACGGUCAUCCAUGGCAGCUUUGCCCUCCUCCAGGAGCCCCGCUUCCACAUCUUCCUGAUCCCCCCAGCCCUGCUCUUCCUGCUAGACAAGCUCAUCAGUCUGAACAGGAAGAAGGUGGAGAUCCCUGUAGUGAAGGCUGAGCUGCUGCCUUCAGGAGUGACGUACCUGGAGUUCAAGCGUCCGCAGGGUUUUGUGUACCGCUCAGGCCAGUGGGUCCGUGUAGCCUGCCUGGCUCUGGCCACAGACGAGUACCACCCGUUCACUCUGACUUCAGCCCCACACGAGAAAACCCUCAGCCUGCACAUUCGCGCUGUGGGGCCCUGGACGAGUCAACUCAGAGAGCUCUACACUCCAGAGAGCCUUGCAGAGCUGGGCACCUAUCCUAAGCUGUACCUGGACGGGCCGUUUGGAGAAGGGCACCAGGAGUGGACAGACUUUGAGGUGUCUGUUCUGGUCGGGGGGGGAAUCGGAGUCACUCCGUUUGCCUCCAUCCUAAAGGACCUUGUGUCCUCAAACAAGUCUAAGAUUCAGUGUAAAAAGGUCUACUUCAUCUGGGUCACACGAACACAGCGCCAGUUUGAGUGGGUGUCUGACAUCAUCAAGGAAGUAGAGGAGAAGGACACUCAGGACCUUGUGUCAGUCCACACCUACAUCACACAGCUGCCUGAGAAGUUCGACCUUCGCACCACCAUGCUGUAUGUGUGCGAACGUCACUUCCAGAAAGUGCGGAACCAGAGCCUGUUCACCGGCCUGCGGUCUGUCACCCACUUCGGUCGUCCCCCAUUCGUGCCCUUCUUCAACUCGCUACAGGAAGUUCAUCCUGAGGUGGUUAAAAUCGGUGUGUUCAGCUGUGGACCUCCUGGACUCACCAAGAACGUGGAGAAGGCUUGCCAGCAGAUGAACAAGAGAGACCAGGCCCACUUCAUCCAUCAUUAUGAGAACUUCUAGCCUGCCUUCACUGUCAAACAGUCCCUUUUUUUCAGAUGUGCCAGAUUUUUUCUAUUUUUAUAAAUGGGCCAGAAUAUUAUACGUAUAGUAAUCAUAGUAUGUGGUAUAUGCGGAUUUAUUCAAUUUAAAAUAAAAUUGUGAUAUACAGUAUCUGUUUAUGUAAUGCAUUGUCAUCUAUAAUUAU